This is a messenger RNA of Nerophis lumbriciformis (worm pipefish), 321 nucleotides long. Lineage: Eukaryota; Metazoa; Chordata; Actinopteri; Syngnathiformes; Syngnathidae. The record is from RefSeq and is a predicted model, not a curated record.
AUGUCCUCUAACAAUAUGGCGGAUCCUAGGAGACAAAAUAAGAUACUGCGGUACAAGCCCCCCACCACGGAGGCCAACCCCACAUUAGAGGAUCCCACUCCUGACUACAUGAACCUGCUGGGCAUGAUCUUCAGCAUGUGUGGACUGAUGCUUAAGUUGAAGUGGUGUGCCUGGAUCGCUGUCUACUGCUCCUUCAUCAGCUUCGCCAACUCCAGAAGCUCUGAGGACACGAAACAGAUGAUGAGUAGCUUCAUGCUGUCCAUCUCUGCUGUGGUCAUGUCCUACCUUCAGAACCCUCAGCCCAUGUCACCUCCGUGGUGA